ACCACUAGUACCCAUUGGAUGCAAAAUGUCUUUUCUGAAAAGGUAAACAAAAUGUGGAAAUCGUGGCGAGUACAGCCAAAUUUUCUCAAAUCCGGAGCUCAAAGAAGACAGUUGAUAUUCGUGCAAUUAAGGAUAUAGAAAACCGGACUGCAUCUGCGGGAUAUAUCUGCGUGAACACGAGUUCGAGGCUGUUGCUCGCCAGCACAUGAAAAUCAAUAAUUGAAUCACAAAAUCAAAACACGGAUUCGCUCAGAUGCAAGCAGGCCCGCGAUAAAUUAUGCAAUUCUUGGAGCCAUUAACAACCCCCCUCCCCCUUCCCCAACCCACCGUUCUCGUUUUGGCCCCGUUUGCAGUUGAUGUAUUCAAAUUCAAAUGCUGAGCCCGAUUUUGGCCUUUGCCGUUGUUGUCACUACUGCCGUGCAUGUGCAUGUUGUUGUAAUUGGAGCAGGAAAUCGCGAUGGAGCAGGAAAUCGGCACCUGGGACUCGGUGCUGCUGGAGAACCUGUCCGAGGAUAGCUUCAUAAACAACAUCCACCAGCGUUACAAGCGCGAUCACAUAUAUACCUACAUUGGAACUUCUGUUGUGGCUCUGAAUCCAUAUCAUCACAUAUCCGAGCACUCGCUAGACAACGUCCGCAAUUAUGGCGACAAGGGCAUCUUCCAGCUGCCGCCCCACAUCUAUGGUCUCACAAAUCUGGCCUACCAGUCGCUCAAGGAUCAGAGCGAGGACCAGUGCAUACUGCUCACCGGCGAGAGCGGAUCGGGCAAGACGGAGACCUUCAAAAUGAUCGUGAACUUUCUGACCCACAUACAGGAUCGUUCGCACUGCCCCGCCACACCGAAUGUCCUGCGAAAGCAAUCCUCGAUCAGCUCGAACAGCGGGUUGGUGCCGCACGCCCACAGGCGCGCCUCCAGCAGCUGCUCCGGUACUGCCAACUUUAUUAUAUGCAAGAACAGGGCGGAAAAUCCGCCGGCCACUAUUUCGCGGCGACAGAGCCCCUCGCCAGGACCUUCGCAGCGUUCGCGGACGCGGGCUGAGAGCAUUGAGCGCCAGAGCAGGCGCCACAUGCGCGAGAAGAUCGUCGACUUUGAUUUCUCGCACCACAAGAGUAGCGAGAACAUCAGCAGCCUGCUCGAAUCGAAUGCCCACCACUUGCACCCGACCAAGUCGUGCUUUAAGCACCAGCAGACCCAAGUGGGCGCCUGCACUGCCAUGCCCCCGGCUGCCAAGGGUUCGCCCAAGUAUGCCGUGCCCUCCGUCUACGGCGGCUGUCGCCAGUGCGGCCACAGCAAGUGCGUCCGUGCCCAGAGUCUGGAGAAAGAGGAGCGGGAUGAGCUGCGAGGCAGCACCAGCCGUUUGUCCACCGCCGCCCACCCGGCUCAUCCGCAUCGCGGCAGCUGCUCCAACCUGAUUCGCCAGCACUCAACUGAGAGCCAGCCGGAGCGGGAACGUGACCGGGAUCGAUGCUCCCUAAUGGGCUCCACGCAACGUAUAUCGCUGUACGAUGCACACAAGCUGAGCAAGGUCUUGGGCGAUCUGCCGCCCCCGCCGCCCAGCUCCGUUUCACCCACGCCCUCGGCCAGCUCGUCGCUGCACAGGCGCCACAAGUCGCCAACGCAGAGGAUGCGCGAGUGCGUCACCUGUGCGGAUGUGUUCCUGGAGGCCAUGGGCAACGCCUGCACGCUGAAGAAUAACAAUUCCAGCCGAUAUGGAAAGUUAUUCGAUAUCGAAAUUGACUUUAAGGGCGAUCCGAUGGGCGUGCACAUAACCCACUAUAUGCUGGAAAAGACACGUAUAACAGACACUGUCAUUGGAGAGCGAAAUUUUCACAUAUUUUACCAGUUACUAUUAGGGGCUGAUCUUCAGUUGCUAAAAGCGCUCAAGCUGUAUCGAAAUGUAGAGAAGUACGAGCUUCUGCGCAACACAACUGCCAUGGAGGAGGAUCGUAUGAAUUUUCAUUAUACCAAGCGAUCUUUGGAUGUACUGGGCCUUAGCUGUGAGGAAAGCAACUCUAUUUUUCGGGUUAUAGCUGUUGUUCUUAAGUUGGGAAACUUUAUUUUCGUACCUAUUACCAACAUUGAUGGAACCGAGGGCUGUCAGGUGUCCAAUGUUUACGAGGUUCAAGAGACAGCACAGCUCCUCAAUAUAGAUGCCCAAAUCCUAAUCAACUGUUUGACCAGAGCUAAUAGCUCGAACAGCGCUCAAGAGGAUGUGGGUUGUGAAAUGGAUGCCAGACAAGCGGCCACCAACCGAAACACUCUCUGUCGCACUCUCUACAGCCGCCUCUUCACCUGGCUGGUGAACAAAAUAAAUGAGUCCCUAAAAUCGACUCAGCGCGAAAAGAACCUGGCGUUGCUCGAUUUUUAUGGAUUCGAAGUGCAGGAGCACAACUCCUUUGAGCAGUUUGCCAUCAACUAUAGUGCGGAGAAGAUCCAUCAGAAUUUUGUGUUCCAUGUACUGCGCUCUGAGCAAGAACUAUACAUCCGAGAAGGAUUGGAGUGGUCGCGGAUUGACUAUUUCGACAAUGAGUCAAUUUGUGAGCUGAUAGACAAGCCCAGCUACGGCAUCCUGAGCUUGAUCAACGAAUCCCAUCUAAAUAGCAACGAGGCUUUGCUUUUGCGAGUUCAGCAAUGUUGUGCGGGGCAUCCAAACUUUAUGACCACCGGCAGUAACUCUAUGUGCUUUCAAAUACGUCACUUUGCGAGUGUGGUAAACUACUCAAUACAUCGGUUUCUUGAGAAGAAUUCGGACAUGCUGCCAAAGUACAUCAGUGCUGGCUUUUACCAAAGUAAACUCUCUCUAGUGCAGAGUUUAUUUCCCGAGGGAAAUCCCCGCCGGCAAGCCACCAAGAAGCCCAGCACGCUAAGCUCGAACAUCCGAACCCAGCUGCAGACGCUGCUGGCCAUCGUGAAGCACCGCCGCUCCCACUAUGUGUUCUGCAUCAAGCCCAACGAGGGCAAACAGCCGCAUCAGUUUGACAUGGCGUUGGUGCAGCACCAGGUGCGCUACAUGUCACUGAUGCCGCUGGUCCACCUGUGCCGCACCGGCCACUGCUACCACCUGCUGCACGUCAAGUUCUUUCACCGCUACAAGCUGCUCAACAGCCUCACUUGGCCCCACUUCCACGGUGGCAGCCAGGUGGAGGGCAUCGCUCUGAUUAUCCGCAACUUGCCGCUGCCUUCGGCGGAGUUCACGAUCGGCACCAAGAAUGUGUUCGUGCGCAGUCCGCGCACCGUUUUCGAACUGGAGCAGUUCCGCCGCCUGCGGAUCAGCGAGCUGGCCGUGCUCAUCCAGAAGAUGUUUCGUAUGUACCAUGCGAGGAAGCGUUUUCAGCGAAUGCGGCACAGUCAGAUGAUCAUCUCGAGCGCCUGGCGCACGUGGCGGGAGUGCCGGUUUGGCAUUCCCUUCACUGGUCGUAGGCAUUUGUGGAGUUUAUAUCGUGUUGCCCGCGAGGAGUAUCGGUCCUUGAAGUACAAACGCCAGGUUAAAUGGGCCAUCGAAGUGAUAGGUCGUUACUACCGCCAGUGGAAGAUCCAGCAGUUUCUGCUGACUAUCCCCCUGCGUCUGCCCCCCAACACGUUGAGCCCGCUUUCUACGGAAUGGCCAGCGGCUCCUGUUUUUCUGGCAGAUGCGUCGCGACAGUUGCGAUCCAUCUACCAUCGCUGGAAGUGCUAUGUCUAUCGGAACUCUUUUGACCAGACAGCACGCAAUCGGAUGCGAGAGAAGGUCACAGCCAGUAUAAUCUUUAAGGACCGAAAAGCAUCCUAUGCACGAAGCGUGGGUCAUCCAUUUGUGGGCGACUAUGUGCGACUGCGCCACAACCAGCAGUGGAAGAAGAUCUGCGCCGAGACUAACGAUCAGUAUGUGGUCUUUGCAGAUAUAAUCAACAAGAUAGCGCGGUCCAGUGGAAAGUUUGUGCCCAUUUUGCUGGUAUUGUCCACCUCAUCGCUGCUGCUGUUGGAUCAGCGAACGCUGCAAAUCAAGUACAGAGUGCCUGCAUCGGAGAUUUACCGGAUGUCUCUGAGCCCCUACCUGGAUGAUAUUGCUGUGUUCCACGUAAAGGCGUCUGAGUUUGGACGGAAAAAGGGAGACUUCGUUUUUCAAACGGGUCAUGUAAUUGAAAUCGUGACCAAAAUGUUUCUAGUCAUACAAAAUGCCACAGGCAAACCGCCGGAGAUACACAUAAGCACUGAAUUUGAAGCUAAUUUCGGCCAACAAACUGUCAUCUUCUCGUUCAAAUACGGCGGCAUGUCGGACCUAGCACAAGGCCCACCUAAGGUCACGCGCAAGGCGAACCGCAUGGAGAUAAUUGUGUGAUCUUCGGCAGCAUCGGAAACUAAUCGUGGCAGCUCAUUGAGUCUGCUGCUAUCAUCUUCUUCGCCUUAGGCAGAACUCGGGUUCGGCGGUCCGUAUCCAUUAUUCUCACCAGUCAUCAUGCGAUUGCAAUUACCAUUGCGCUCUGCUGUGGUUGGAGUCUCUCGACUUUUAUAUGGUCCCAGGGAUCAAAAUACAAUUUUAGCAAUAUAUUAAGACACUCACACUCAAACAUACUUAGAAACACAAUUUAGUUUUGUUCACAAGUGACAAUCAGAGUAACCAAUUUGUUGUCAAGAUUGUGCCAAAAGAAGGAAACUAGAAAUGCCCCAAGGAGUAGAAGAAGAAAGAGCGAGCUAAUUUUAAACUGCACCGUCUUAUUUAACUUUGUAAAUGUAAAGUCGAAGCGAAGGAAACUAACGAAGUGAGCAACUGAAUUUACGCAUCUAAUUUGUCAACUAGGUUUAAGUGUAAGUCAUGCACCAAGUCGAUUAGCAUUGCAACAAUAAGUAUGUACUGUAAGGAGGCACAGUAAGCGGCGCCGCUAGAAUGAAUCGGAAACAGGAGCAGGAGCGAGAUGCAGGUGCUGGAUGGGCAGAGUGGGAUUUUACACAAACUAUGAUAUUUCCGUUAUAGAAACCAAGGCAUUUCUUUUACAUUUAAGGUUUCAUACACAAUAAUUAGUGAACUAAUGCUAGAGAACAGACAUAUAAACCAAACCUCUUUAUAUACCGAAAACACAAAUGAAUCCAAUACAUGCAAUUUACUGCGACUUAGCGAAAAAUACAACUUUUCCCAAACAAAAAUAAACAAAAAAUGUUAAACAACUAUUUACAAAGCAGAGCAGAAGAGUAGUUAAAUAUUUCAAAUAAAUAUAUAUAUAUAUAUAUGUAUACACCAUACGAAAUUAAUAAUGAGUCUAUAUAAAAGCGACAACAAUAUGGGAAAAAACAGAAGACAAGUUUGUUAAAAGUUGAGAACGAAUGUAUGUAGUUGUUUAUAUAUAACUUGUUAUUGAUAGUUCGGACAUCUAACGUAAUUCAACCAGGAGCUGCGUUUUCCAAGCUCCAGCGAGUUCACACAGAAUCUGUCACAUUCGAAUUCCAGCAGUUUUUAUUUGUAUUUAAGUUUUAAGCGAAAACUUCGAAAGAAAAGCCAAAUAUGAGUAAAUCGAAACCCAAACAGUUGGUAGUUUAUAAAACAAAGUUUAGCAAUAAUAAAACAUACACAUAGUAAA
Drosophila elegans is the source of this 5552-nucleotide messenger RNA. RefSeq names its product unconventional myosin-Ia (gene Myo95E). The record is from RefSeq and is a predicted model, not a curated record. Gene Ontology annotation, biological process: actin filament organization; vesicle transport along actin filament. Gene Ontology annotation, molecular function: ATP binding; microfilament motor activity; actin filament binding. Gene Ontology annotation, cellular component: actin cytoskeleton; cytoplasm; vesicle. NCBI's taxonomy places the organism in Eukaryota, Metazoa, Arthropoda, Insecta, Diptera, Drosophilidae. Bases 458 to 4318 code for a protein of 1286 amino acids. The transcript has 17 exons.